Heterocephalus glaber (naked mole-rat) is the source of this 2846-nucleotide messenger RNA. RefSeq names its product eva-1 homolog C (gene Eva1c). Gene Ontology annotation, molecular function: carbohydrate binding. Lineage: Eukaryota; Metazoa; Chordata; Mammalia; Rodentia; Bathyergidae. The record is from RefSeq and is a predicted model, not a curated record.
ACCCCGGUCCUGUGGGAGUACUGUACGGAACCCACUGUAUGGACCUCUGCGGGCACCUGCAGGGAGCCCCAGGGCUGGGAACCUGUGCGCUGUCUCCUGGCCUCCCCGCCGCCUUUGGGGCGUCCGAGCUCUGGGGCCCUCUGGGGCUGGGCGCCCGGCUCCGCCCUCGGGCCUCAGUACCUACGUUUCCGCCGCAGGCGCGCCGUGAACUGGCAGGCCCUCCCGGCACUGAUCCGGAACACUUUGUGCCGCCCCGCCGCCGGCUCCGCCCUGCCGGCCGGCGGCGCGGUCCUCUGGACUGGGGCCGCCGUGCACCGAGCGCGCUGCCAUGGGGCUCCCAAGAGCUUGUCCUCGGUUCCCGGAGCUCUUGGCCUUCGGGCUGGGCGUCCAAACGUGCGGCCCCCCGCGCGUAAUCAAAUGGUUCCUAAAGAUGCUGUGGCCCAUUUAAAAACAAAGCCCAAUUAUUAGCGCUCAGUGGCUGUUUCUGCCGGGCCAGUGUCAGAUCCCCCAGCGCUGAUGACAAUCAGGGAGACUUAGUUGGAUCUGUUUGGAGCCAUCUGACCUGUCUGGAGACCACCCCACCUCUCGCCCCAGCUCGUUCUUUCCCUGGCUGCAGAGCGCAGGCAAAUCGCCGGGCUCCGUCUCCCAUUCCGUGAAAUGGGGACUGCUGCGUGCUUGGUGACCGCGUGCAGAGCGGUGGGUUAGAGGCGGCAGUGCUGUUAUCUAUCCCGCGCCUCCUGAACCCUACCUUCCCGCCGCGCCUGCUCGGCCCCGGCCCGGAGCGCCCGGGCGGCACGCGCGUCGCUGGCUCCUAAGUGCGUCACGGGCAUCGGCGCGCCGCUCAGCUGGCCAGGGCGAGGCUGGCUCGGGGCCAGCGCAGGCCGAGCCACAGGCGUGCGGGGCCGUCUCCCGGGCUGGAAACCGGGCGUGGAAGGCGCUCGAGUUGCGCAGAGCGGGAGCGCGGCUGGGGGCGCCCUCCGCCGGGACAGGCCCCGCGCCCGCGACAGCCUAGGGAGCUUCCCGGAUCGCGAGGGCUACGCUCUCCCCACCGCUCACUCGCUGUUCCUGCGCUGCUGCCGCGGAGAUUUCCUCCCCGGGAAACUACGCGGAUCCUUCCCGGGGCUCCUCGCCCCGCCCCAGGUCUCCGCCCCCUCCCCUUUGCGGGGGAUCCCGAGCUGGGCCGAGCUGGGGACCAGGUUCUAGUACCCUGGGCCCGAGGCGGCGGGGACUGCGGAGCCGCUGGCCACGGACCCUGCCCGCCAUGUGACGCCGCCCUCCUCCCCGCGACCCCGCACGCUCCGGACCCGCGGCGCGCCGCGCCGAGCACCAUGCUCCUGCCGGGACACGCGCGCCCGCCGUCAGCGUCCCAGCCCGCGCAGCAUCCCGGCCUCCGCAGGCAGGUAGACCUGCCGGGGCAACUCCUGCGCCUCUUCUACUGCACGGUGCUGGUCUGCUCCAAAGAGAUCGCAGCGCUUACGGACUUCUCCGGUUACCUAACCAAACUCCUGCAAAACCACACUGCCUAUGCCUGUGAUGGGGACCAUUUGAAUCUCCAGUGCCCUCGGCAUUCUACGAUAAGUGUCCAAUCAGCAUUUUAUGGGCAAGAUUACCAAAUGUGUAGCUCUCAUCAGCCUGAAUCCCAGAGGGAAGACAGCUUAAACUGUGUGGCAUCCACCACCUUGCAGAAGGUGCUGGAUGAGUGCCAGAACCAGCGGGCCUGCCACCUCCUGGUCAAUAGCCGUGUCUUUGGACCUGACCUUUGUCCAGGAAGCAGUAAAUACCUCCUGGUCUCCUUUAAGUGCCAACCUAAUGAAUUAAAAAACAAAACCGUGUGUGAGGACCAGGAGCUGAAGCUGCACUGCCACGAGUCCAAGUUUCUCAACAUCUACUCCGCGACCUACGGCAGGAGGAUGCAGGAGAGGGACGUGUGUUCCUCCGAAGCAGAGAGGCUGCCCCCUUUUGACUGCUUGUCUUACUCAGCUUUACAAGUACUGUCCAGAAGGUGCUAUGGGAAGCAGAGAUGCAAAAUCCUUGUCAACAAUUACCACUUCGGAAGCCCCUGUCUGCCAAGAGUGAAAAAAUACCUCACUGUUACCUAUGCAUGUGUUCCCAAGAACAUACUCGCAGCAAUUGAUCCAGCCAUUGCUAAUCUGAAGCCUACUUUGAAGCAGGAAGAUGGUGAACAUGGUAUAAACUUUGACCCAAGCGAAUCGAGAGUUCUGCAGAAAGAUGGAGUUAUUGUUAGCAACUCCCUGGCAGCGUUUGCUUACAUUAGAGCCCACCCUGAGAGAGCCGCUCUGCUAUUUGUGUCCAGCGUCUGCAUCGGCCUGGCCCUCACAUUGUGUGCCUUAGUCAUCAGAGUGUCCUGCACCAAAGACUUCCGGGAGCUGCAGCUGGGAAGGGAGCACCUGGUGCCAGGAAGUGACAAGGCUGAGGAGGACAGUGAGGAUGACGGGCAGGAGGAGGACUCCUCUGACUCUGAAUUUCCAGGGGAACUACCAGGGUUACGUAGGACUUCGUAUCCAGCCUACAGUUCCAUAGAGGCUGCAGAGCUGGCAGAAAGGAUUGAGCGCAGGGAGCAAAUCAUUCAGGAAAUAUGGAUGAACAGUGGUCUGGACACCUCACCUCCGAGAAACAUGGGCCAGUUCUACUGACAACCAGGUGCAUCUUCACGUGAUCACACUUUCUGAAGAGGGAAGGAUCCAUGUCCCUCCAGGUCUGUUUCACUUGUACCUUCUAUGAAGGAGAGUUUGUCAUGUCACCCAAGACUGGUGAAGCCAGAAAGCUGUCAGAGGGACAUUUCAAACUGUUUACAGCACAUCCCAAAAUAAAUUAAGAGAGAAGAA